CGAAUACAGUCACAAAGGGGCACAGGAGCAAACCGUAGAUGUUUUCACCACAUCUUUAAUUGAAUGGAAUGCGAAUACUCCACUGUGGUAGCCCAGUGCUCGCCUUGAAUAUAGAUAAUGGGCUGUGUGCAAUGUAAGGACAAAGAGGCAACCAAACUCACGGACGACAGAGAAACUAGUGUCUCACAGCAUGCAGGAUAUCGAUAUGGGGCUGAUCCGACACCUCAGCAUUACCCUAGCUUUGGAGUCACCACAAUACCCAACUACAACAACUUCCAUGCGCCUGUCAGUCAAGGAGUGACUGUGUUUGGUGGAGUGAACUCUUCUUCACACUCAGGAACGUUACGAUCCCGGGGUGGAACAGGAGUAACACUCUUUGUAGCACUUUAUGAUUAUGAGGCAAGGUCAGAGGAUGACCUCAGCUUCAGGAAAGGGGAAAAGUUCCAGAUUCUUAAUAGCACGGAAGGAGACUGGUGGGAGGCCCGCUCUCUCACUACAGGUGGAACAGGAUACAUACCCAGUAAUUAUGUGGCUCCAGUGGACUCCAUACAGGCAGAAGAUUGGUAUUUUGGAAAACUAGGCCGUAAAGAUGCAGAAAGGCAACUGUUGUCGAAUGGAAAUCCCAGAGGCACAUUCCUUAUAAGGGAGAGUGAGACCACAAAAGGAGCGUAUUCCUUGUCCAUACAGGAUUGGGAUGAAACUAAGGGUGAUCACGUGAAGCAUUACAAGAUACGCAAGUUAGACAAUGGAGGAUAUUACAUCACCACUAGAGCUCAAUUUGAAACUCUGCAGCAACUUGUGCAUCAUUAUUCUGCCCGGGCUGCAGGACUCUGUUGCCGAUUAAUAGUCCCGUGCCAUAAAGGCAUGCCCCGCCUCGCCGACCUGUCCGUCAAAACCAAAGAUGUAUGGGAGAUCCCACGGGAGUCACUUCAGCUCAUCAAACGAUUGGGGAAUGGACAGUUCGGAGAGGUCUGGAUGGGCACUUGGAAUGGCAAUACUAAAGUGGCAGUGAAGACCUUGAAACCAGGCACAAUGUCCCCAGAGUCGUUCCUGGAGGAGGCUCAGAUAAUGAAGAAACUGAGGCAUGACAAGCUAGUGCAGCUGUAUGCAGUCGUCUCUGAAGAACCCAUCUACAUUGUGACAGAAUAUAUGAGCAAAGGAAGUCUGCUGGAUUUCUUGAAGGAUGGUGAAGGACGUGGGCUUAAAUUGCCAAAUUUAGUUGACAUGGCCGCUCAGGUUGCUGCAGGCAUGGCUUACAUUGAAAGGAUGAACUACAUCCACAGAGAUCUCCGGUCUGCCAAUAUACUUGUUGGUGAUAGCUUAGUGUGCAAGAUUGCAGAUUUUGGACUGGCCAGACUAAUAGAGGACAAUGAAUACACAGCACGACAAGGUGCCAAGUUCCCAAUCAAGUGGACGGCUCCAGAGGCAGCACUCUAUGGAAGGUUUACUAUCAAGUCAGAUGUGUGGUCGUUUGGAAUACUACUCACAGAGCUGGUCACCAAAGGACGCGUACCCUAUCCAGGCAUGAACAACCGGGAAGUCUUGGAGCAAGUAGAGCGUGGUUACAGGAUGCCCUGCCCCCAGGACUGUCCCAGCUCCCUGCAUGAGCUCAUGCUCCAAUGCUGGAAAAGGGACCCCGAGGAGCGGCCCACCUUUGAGUAUCUGCAAGCCUUCCUGGAGGAUUACUUCACUGCCACUGAACCACAGUACCAACCCGGGGACAACCUCUAAACGCAUUGCUCCAGAGUACAGAGAGUGCCACAAAAGACUGCCCUUCAAAAGACUGAUCGAAAGAGCGUUUGAUAAGAAAAGCUUCCAGGUUUUGUGCCAUCUCAAUGACCCAAUAUCUGACACAAUCCAUCUUCCAUCGAACAAAGGACAUGCAAUCGCAUUAUAUCUGUCAGUAAAGCCAAAAAUAGUGUUCUGUGGAGAGACAUCAGUCAUGAAUAAUGAUAAGAAUGGCUUGUUUGUAUGUAGUGUAAAUAGUGUGUUUAGUUUUCCCUUGUAUUUGGCUUGUUUUAUUACUUUUUAUAAUGCUGUUUUGCGUUCUUAUCCAGGCCGAGAAAGAAUCGACGCUGUGAGGAAAGCUUGAACAACAGAGGCGGCAUCAAACAUUUUAAAAUUUACAAUGAUUCUGGAAAUCAUUCUUAGACGCUUCCAGUGGGGUGUUGAAC
Messenger RNA from Rhinichthys klamathensis goyatoka, 2174 nucleotides. It is a transcript of the gene fyna, whose product is annotated as FYN proto-oncogene, Src family tyrosine kinase a. The record is from RefSeq and is a predicted model, not a curated record. The transcript is spliced from 13 exons. Gene Ontology annotation, molecular function: ATP binding; non-membrane spanning protein tyrosine kinase activity; signaling receptor binding. Lineage: Eukaryota; Metazoa; Chordata; Actinopteri; Cypriniformes; Leuciscidae. Bases 118 to 1731 code for a protein of 537 amino acids. Gene Ontology annotation, cellular component: extrinsic component of cytoplasmic side of plasma membrane. Gene Ontology annotation, biological process: innate immune response; protein phosphorylation; cell differentiation.